Messenger RNA from Cucumis melo (muskmelon), 3166 nucleotides. RefSeq names its product isoamylase 2, chloroplastic. The transcript has 2 exons. Gene Ontology annotation, molecular function: isoamylase activity. Gene Ontology annotation, biological process: starch biosynthetic process. Bases 338 to 2995 code for a protein of 885 amino acids. The record is from RefSeq and is a predicted model, not a curated record. NCBI's taxonomy places the organism in Eukaryota, Viridiplantae, Streptophyta, Magnoliopsida, Cucurbitales, Cucurbitaceae.
CGAUGGAAAAUGGAAUGCUGGUGGGUUCCUCACAAGAAGACGAAGCUGAGUUACAGAAACUCACUCUCCUUCGCUCCUGUCCCUCUCCAUUGCCUUACCUUUCAUUUGCGGUGCCUUUGAUUUCAAUUAUUAUUAUUGUUACCAUAAACAACAAGCCCAUAUUCGUCUCUCCUUCGUCUCCAAUUUCUAUUAUUUUAUGUUCUUCAUCACACCCAGCAGAAUCAAAGACUUUGGUGUAUUUAGUCUAGGAGCUGUGCUGUUUUCGGGAAACGAAAUUGAUGGUUUACUCUUGCUUGGCACAGAACAAUUUCAGGUUUAGAUGGUUUUGCAGUUAUAGAUGGCAACUUUCCUGUCUUCACUUGUCAUACAGCCCUUCUGUGUACAUAAUUGUGGAGUUACUGAAUCAUUAAAACUUGCUGUAAGUGAUCACCUUACAUAUGGACAAAAGACAAAGUAUCAGUCUGGAAAAAUGGAUGAGGCUAGAAUGCUAGCUCAUGGAGAAAGUAAAGUAGGUGCUGUGAAAUCUUCGCACCGCAACCUUAGUAAAGCAUAUGUUACAUCGGGAAUUUUGGUUGGGAAAAGUGGACAGAGAUUGGGUAUUGGUGGUAAAAGUAAGGAACAAAGAAAGGUUGCAACCUAUCUAUUUAGAACAGAGUUUGGGGAUUUGGUGAAUGUUUUUGUUGGAAAGACAGGGUCUGCUUUUACAGUCAAUAUUGAAAUUUCUUCCAUGCAACUAGUGAGCACUGAUGAAACACUACUGCUUAGUUGGAGGGUUUAUAGAUCUGAUUCGGCUCCUGUAACUUCCAACUUUCAGAGUUCACCCCCAGAUGGGACAACUGGAGCCACUGAAACCCCUUUUGUAAAAACUUCUGAAGGAAAAUUUUCUGUUGAAUUGGAGUUUGAUGCUAAGCACACUCCUUUCUACCUUUCUUUUGUGUUGAAAUUUCCAAUGGGUGUUGAUUCAGGCAGCUCUGAAAUUAGAAGUCAUAGGAAGACUAGCUUUUCUGUACCUGUUGGGUUUGGUCGAGGUUAUCCGAGUCCGUUGGGUCUUUCCAUUUCUGGUGACGGUUCUAUAAAUUUUUCCAUUUUCUCAAGCACUGCAGAAAGUGUAGUUUUAUGUCUGUACAAUGAUAGCACAUCAGAAAAACCUCUAUUAGAGCUAGAUUUAGAUCCAUAUAUUAACCGAUCAGGUAAUAUUUGGCAUGCCUCAUUUGAAGGUGCCUCAAAUUUUGUAAGCUAUGGUUAUCAAUGCAAGGGGUUGAAGUCUCAUGAAAAUCAAGAUGGACUUGAAGUAAGUCGGAUUGUCGUGGAUCCAUAUGCUAAGAUCCUUGCACCAUCUAUUCCUAAAUCCCGUGAUCAGGGACUUGGAUUUCCUUUAAAAUUUCUUGGGCAAAUAUCCAUAGUUCCCGCUUUUGAUUGGGAUGGCGAAGUCCGUCCUAACUUGCCAAUGGAAAAACUGUUUGUUUAUCGGUUAAACGUGAAGCGCUUUACCAUUGACAAAUCAAGUCAGCUUCCGGCAGAUAUUGCCGGUACAUUUUCUGGCUUGACCAAGAAGUUGUUGCAUCUUAAAAACUUGGGUGUGAAUGCAGUUCUACUAGAGCCAAUCUUUCAAUUUGAUGAGAAAGAAGGACCAUAUUUUCCCUUUCACUUCUUUUCACCGACAAACAAUUAUGGUCCUUCUGGGGCUUCAAUUUCUGCUAUAAACUCCAUGAAGGAAAUGGUUAAAGAACUGCAUGCCAAUGGAGUAGAGGUCAUCGUGGAAGUUGUUUAUACUCACACUUCCGUGGAUGGAGCACUGCAAGGCAUUGAUGACUCAUCUUACUAUUUUGCCAAUAGGGUCGCAAAUUUGGAAGAAAGAAGUGCUCUGAACUGCAAUUAUCCCAUAGUGCAGCAAUUACUUUUGGACAGUCUUCGAUAUUGGGUGACUGAGUUUCAUGUAGAUGGUUUUUGUUUCGUAAAUGCUUCAUUUUUGCUGCAAGGACAUCAUGGAGAAUUGUUGUCUCGGCCUCCUUUUGUAGAAGCGAUUGCUUUUGAUCCGAUUUUAUCAAAAACUAAACUAGUUGCAGACUUCUGGGAUCCACAGGAGUUGGUAUCAAAGGAAACUCGUUUCCCUCAUUGGAAGAGAUGGGCAGAGGUGAAUUCAAAGUUCUGUAGUGAUAUAAGAGAUUUUUUCAGAGGAGAAGGUCUUAUUAGUAGCCUUGCAACCCGGCUUUGUGGCAGUGGAGAUGUAUUCUCAGAUGGUCGAGGCCCUGCAUUCUCUUUCAAUUUCAUUGCUAGAAACGUUGGUCUUCCUCUUGUCGACCUUGUGAGCUUUAGCAACAGCAAUUUAGCUUCAGAGUUGAGUUGGAACUGUGGGGAAGAAGGACCAACGAAUACUCUUAAAGUUCUAGAGAAACGACUCAAACAAAUUCGUAAUUUUAUAUUCGUGUUGUUUGUUUCACUUGGUGUUCCUGUUCUUAACAUGGGAGACGAGUGCGGCCAAUCUUCAGGGGGAUCUGUGGCAUUUAAUGAUAGGAGGUCAUUCAAUUGGGAUUUACUAAAAACGGAUUUCGGUACUCAAACCACACAAUUCAUCGCAUUUUUGAGUUCAUUUAGAUCAAGGCGUUUUGACCUUUUCCAGAGCAGAAACUUUCUGAAGGGAGAGAACAUAGACUGGUUUGAUAAUAACCAAUCACCACCACAAUGGGAAGAUGCUUCUUGCAAAUUCCUGGCUGUGAUGCUGAGGGCUGAUAAAGAGGAAAAUGAAUCAAUCACUGAGAAUCCCAAGACUCGAAGCGACAUAUUCAUGGCAUUCAAUGCAUCUGACCAAUCUGAAAGUGUUGCUUUACCCGAACCAUCAGAAGGUACAUCCUGGUUUAGGGUGGUUGACACAGCUCUCCCUUUUCCCGGGUUUUUUUCAUCCGAUGGUGAGCUGGUGCCAAUGACAGGAUCUGUUACUUACGAAAUGCAAGCUCACAGUUGUGCACUUUUUGAGGCUAAAAGUGCCAAUGCUUGAAAUCCUGCACAUAUUGUAACUAAUAGAGAAUCUCAAGCCAAGUAGAAUAAUAAGACACAUAAAACAGCAAAUGUGCCCAAAUAAGGAUGAUUCAUAAGGCAACUCCUUGUAGCCAAAUAUAUGUAUUUUCAUAAGUUUCUUCCAUCAAAAGAUUUUCUUUCAUUAGACUGA